This is a messenger RNA of Pyricularia grisea, 876 nucleotides long. RefSeq lists its product as uncharacterized. The coding region runs from base 1 to 876 and encodes 291 amino acids. Gene Ontology annotation, cellular component: nuclear chromosome. The transcript is spliced from 2 exons. Gene Ontology annotation, biological process: positive regulation of transcription by RNA polymerase II; meiotic cell cycle. Gene Ontology annotation, molecular function: DNA binding; DNA-binding transcription factor activity. NCBI's taxonomy places the organism in Eukaryota, Fungi, Ascomycota, Sordariomycetes, Magnaporthales, Pyriculariaceae. The record is from RefSeq and is a predicted model, not a curated record.
AUGGAGGAAGUCAAUUUCCAACCCACCAACAUGAAUCCCGAACGCUACAACUCAUCGUCGGCGGCUCCGGCCCCUGAGUUCCACCCACUUGUAAGGCUCGGCAAUCUCAGCCGCAUCGAUGGAACGCCAAUUGAAUUCGAUAUUGUUGGCGUACACGCCAAAGGCUUCAUGUCUACCGCGGAGCAGUGGAUUUGUUACAGGCGCAACUAUUUCUCCUGCACUGGCUCAUACACGCUGAGUCCUCCUCAACCGCACGGCACUACCAUCCAAUAUGUAGACGUUUCGGGAAGGGUGCACAGCGUGUCGGGAUUCGCCAUCAGCCUCUCGGCCGUGGAAGAGGGCGAAGAGCAGCCGGUACGGCUUGUUCAAUACACAGCCAAGAGGGACAAGGGCCCGACUUUUAUCCCCGGAAAGAUUCCCUUGGAACCGAUGCCUGCACAGCCGCAGGCUUCAAACGCCUGGAUUCACAUGGUCCAACACACGUUCGAACGCCUGCAGUUCAGACACGCCACGCCCAACAAUGGGAAGCGACCUGCCCCUCAAAAGUACUACAACCUCGAGAUUGAACUUUGGGUCGACGUUGGCAACGACCAAGAAGAGGAAUGGAUCAAGAUUGGCUACAGACGGUCGGUCAGGUUGAUUGUGCGUGGGCGAUCGCCUGGUUAUACCAACAGCCGGAGCCAUACCGUGUCUGCGGUACCUGCGGGCCACAGUGGUUACGGAGGUAGUGCGGCGGUGCCAAGGGAGUCUUCUGGAUUCACACUGGGCGGGGUUGAGACAUAUUCGUCAAACUACACAGGAUACGGCACGCGGAGUGAAACCCGCAAUCAGGAAGACUUUCAACCACCUUACAAUUCAGGCUCGUACCAAUCCUAG